AUGUCACACGGCGUCUGUCCACUCGGAUCGAAGACUGCGUCCAACAGCAGCGCUCUCGAGAUCCCUCCCGUUUCAGGAAAAGUGUGGAGCAGACUUACGAAUGUGCAGCCACCGCCGAAGCUUCCAACUGUUGAUGAGGUAAGGAAAGCGAUUCCCCCACACUGCUUUGAGAAGAAUCUCGUGAAAUCCAUCAGCUACCUUGUCUGGGAUUUGCUGCUCAUCGCAGGAUUGUAUUUAAUUCUACCUUACGUGGAACGAUACCUUGGAACGUUUGGAUAUCUAGCAUGGUGUUGGGCGUUCGGAUUUGUUGGUUGUGCACUGUUUGUGGUUGGACAUGAUUGUGGACAUGGCUCGUUUUCGGAGUAUGAAUGGGUCAAUGAUUUAUGUGGCCACAUCGCCCAUGCACCCAUUUUGGCACCAUUCUGGCCAUGGCAGAAAAGUCAUCGACAACAUCAUCAGUAUACGUCACAUCUUGAAAAGGACAAGGGUCAUCCAUGGGUGACUGAAGAGAUCUUCAACGAGAGAUCUACAUUCGAGAAAUACUUCGCGUGUUUCCCAUUGUCUGGAUGGCUCAGAUGGAAUCCAAUCUACACAGUCAUCGGCCUUCCGGAUGGCUCUCAUUUCUGGCCAUGGUCUCGCCUCUUCAAUAACAACACUGACCGAAUCAAAUGCGCCGUUUCUGGGCUGGCGUGCAUAUUUUGCGCAUCAGUGGUCUUCUGGAUGUGUGACUAUUCCAUUUACAACUGGUUAAAGUACUACUACAUACCGCUAAUGUUCCAAGGGCUGAUCCUGGUCUACGAACCCGACGAGUGGUCAUUCGUGCGCGGUCAAACGCAAACCAUUGAUAGAGUAUAUGGCUUUGGUCUCGACACCAUCAUGCAUCACAUCACUGACGGUCAUGUUGCUCACCACUUCUUCUUCACCAAAAUACCUCACUAUCAUUUAAUUGAAGCCACACAGGCCAUCAAGAAGGUUCUGGAACCGCUGAAGGACACUCCGUACGGGUACAAAUCGGAGACAAACUACGAUUUCUUCUUCCGAUAUCUCUGGUCAAAUAUUAAACUCGAUUACCUGAUCCACAAGAGCAAAGGUGUACUGCAGUAUCGAAUCGGGGUUGAAAAGCCGUCAACGUCCAAAAAGGCGCUCUGA
Molecule: messenger RNA, 1149 nt
Organism: Ostertagia ostertagi
Lineage: Eukaryota; Metazoa; Nematoda; Chromadorea; Rhabditida; Trichostrongylidae
Source: the annotation of a GenBank genome assembly